AUGGAGACCUGGUUUUGGAUUCUUGGAUGGGUUCUUUCGCUUCUUGCCAUCACUGGAAAUGGAUUUACAAUCUUCCUCGUCUGCAGCAGACGAAAUCUCCGCACCAAAACCAACGCGUUUAUUGUUUCACUUGCAGUAGCGGAUUUCUGUGUUGAUUUGAGUGUUCUUCCUUCUCUGUUCGCAUGCGACAUUACAAACACCUGCGACAGGCCUCAACAUUUGCGAUCUUGGGUGAAUAUUUUAAGGUGGUUGUUUAGUAACACGUCUGUUGUAAACUUAUGCGGCUUAGUACUGGAUCGUUUUAUUGCCAUCGUAUAUCCUCUAAAAUACAUUACUUUGAUGACUCGCCGUCGAAUUACCCGAGCUAUUUUCCUCUCUUGGGUUCUAGCAGUUAGUUAUAAUGUGCUAGGAAGUACCCUUUGUGUUGUUUUAUAUCAAAACCAUACCUGUCCUUUUACAAUAUGGGUGACGACCAUAGUUUUUGAGAUUCUUCCAUGUGUUAUACUGAUACUAUGCUUUGUAUCAUUGAUAUUACACGUACGCAGACAUGAUCGGUCAGCACACACCUUAGCAAAACAGUUACGUUUUAACCAUCAGGUGUCUUUUAAAACCCAUCACGAGAAGUCUGCAGUAAUGAUGAUGGGUCUUGUGAUAGGAGUGUUUCUUGUUUGCUAUGGGAUGUAUCUGCGUUGUAGUUUUCUAAUACUAUUCCAGACUAGCACUACGAUAACCUCAUCGCCAUGCCAUGAUGAAAACUACAAAAUUCCUGUCUUGGUUUUAAACUCGGCCAUUAACCCGCUGGCUUAUGCCUUUUUUAAAAGAGACAUAAAGAAAGAGUUUAAAAGACUUGUUGGCGCUGUGUUUUAAAGACAAUACAUCAAUUUUAACUAAAGCCUACCACAGGACGCGUGACUCAAUUUUGGAGGGUGUAGGACUUAAAAGACGAUGAAAGGCUUGAGAAGAGACGGCCAGAUGGAUCUGUGACUCUUGACUGAGCGCGAAUUGGAAUUUGGAAAAAAAAAAAAAAGGCGUAUGAGGAGAGAAAAAAAAGAACCUUUGGACCCUUAGAGAAUGUAAAAUAUUAGGGAAGGAUUUAGGAUCAAGUUCACUCAGUAGUGGGAGGAGAAAGUUCUUAUCAGAUGGAACCUUUAAUAUCGCAUGGUGAGAGUAUAUUUCUAUGUUCACAUCCUACUAGCAGACACUUGGUUUCACCUUCUCCGUUUUGAUGCACUGUUAAAAAAGAACAUGUGAAUUAAGUAGUAGUUUACAUGUAUUUAUCUUCCAGAUGCAAAUUUAUUUAUUCCGAUCAAUUUAGCUUAGCCUGAAUGAAAUGUUUAAGAACGUUAGUACGAUCUGCAUCUACCAAACAGGUCUGAGUACUUUUAUUUCUCAUGAUGAGAAAGGCCAUCGUUUUCUUUAGCAAACAAGUUUCCAAGCUGUUUCUUUGCUUUGAGUUUAACUUUUUGUAGCAUCUGAAAUAUAAAAUAACUAGCAGGCUUUAAUUUAUCAAGGAGAAAGGAAAAAUGUAUUUUUUUUAUUACAGCUACGUGUAUGUAUAUGUAUGUAUAUUUUUUCUAUAGAUUCUUUAAAAUUUGUGAUAAAAGAACUGAGUGGGCAACCUAACCCCGCCGGGUGGGGGGAAGGGGUGUGGGGUACUACCAGAUGGGAUAUAUAAUGUGCCGCUUUAUAGGUAUGGUAUUCAAGCAGCUAAGUCUGGGAAUGGAUAUAGAAAUCAGAGAGCAGCUCUUGGAUAGGGAGGGAUUUGGGAAGUUUAGUUUAGUUUCAAGGAGUAGCAAAAUACAGCUGAACCAGAAGUAUAGGCUAGGUGUUCCAGUGUCCCAGCGGCACAUUACCACCCGAAAAUUUCUGAAGAACCCCCCCUGCCCCCGCCUCCGGCGGGCAACCCUAAAAGAGUGGACGAGAUGUCUACUGCUGGAAAGGUACAUUAAAAAGCGCUAACUGAUAAAAUCUUCGAAAUUAAGCGAUAAGAAAAAGACCACUUUUCUAUCUUUAACAACGUCUUAGAUUCCAAGAAUUUAUUAAAACAUUUUGUACUUAUUUUAUUAUCAAACACACAAAGAAACGUUAGGUGUUUAAUAUAUUAUCGUUCUGAUGCAAAUUUUUGUUACAGCACAGCGCAAGACAAAUUAUUACGACAUUAAUUAGCAAAUUAUUACAAAUAAAGACGAUUAAAAGAACAAAUAGAGUGUUUUCACUCACAUGGCCAGCAACUAUGAAAAUUUAUUGGAACAAAAGAGAGCAUUUACAGAGGAGAAGAGUUCAGUCAACUCCCACAGGAUUGCUUGGCACGCCAACAAGGCCGCGGUUUCACUGUUUUGGAACACCAAUAUGGCCGCCGUGACGUCAUGUAAAAACGCUCCAUAGUAACGAGUUUACAUGUGUCCCUGAUAUUUAUGCAAGAUGUUAGUUGUAUUGUACAGUUGAUAGGAACUUCCUUUAACUGUUAAGAUGGAGACCUGGUUUUGGAUUCUUGGCUGGGUUCUUUCAUUUCUGGCUAUCACUGGAAAUGGAUUUACAAUCUUCCUCGUUUGCAGCAGACGAAAUCUCCGCACCAAAACCAACGCGUUUAUUGUUUCACUUGCAGUAGCGGAUUUCUGUGUUGAUUUGAGUGUUCUUCCUUCUCUGUUCGCAUGCGACAUUACAAACACCUGCGACAGGCCUCAACAUUUGCGAUCUUGGGUGAAUAUUUUAAGGUGGUUGUUUAGUAACACGUCUGUUGUAAACUUAUGCGGCUUAGUACUGGAUCGUUUUAUUGCCAUCGUAUAUCCUCUAAAAUACAUUACUUUGAUGACUCGCCGUCGAAUUACCCGAGCUAUUUUCCUCUCUUGGGUUCUAGCAGUUAGUUAUAAUGUGCUAGGAAGUACCCUUUGUGUUGUUUUAUAUCAAAACCAUACCUGUCCUUUUACAAUAUGGGUGACGACCAUAGUUUUUGAGAUUCUUCCAUGUGUUAUACUGAUACUAUGCUUUGUAUCAUUGAUAUUACACGUACGCAGACAUGAUCGGUCAGCACACACCUUAGCAAAACAGUUACGUUUUAACCAUCAGGUGUCUUUUAAAACCCAUCACGAGAAGUCUGCAGUAAUGAUGAUGGGUCUUGUGAUAGGAGUGUUUCUUGUUUGCUAUGGGAUGUAUCUGCGUUGUAGUUUUCUAAUACUAUUCCAGACUAGCACUACGAUAACCUCAUCGCCAUGCCAUGAUGAAAACUACAAAAUUCCUGUCUUGGUUUUAAACUCGGCCAUUAACCCGCUGGCUUAUGCCUUUUUAAAAAGAGACAUAAAGAAAGAGUUUAGAAGACUAAUCGGUCAGGUGGUUUUUAAGAAAAGUAACAAAGUAGAGCCUUCCACUUAUCGUUAG
Molecule: messenger RNA, 3375 nt
Organism: Porites lobata
Lineage: Eukaryota; Metazoa; Cnidaria; Anthozoa; Scleractinia; Poritidae
Source: the annotation of a GenBank genome assembly